This is a messenger RNA of Dissoconium aciculare CBS 342.82, 1599 nucleotides long. RefSeq names its product cysteine proteinase. Gene Ontology annotation, cellular component: cytoplasm. The transcript is spliced from 5 exons. Lineage: Eukaryota; Fungi; Ascomycota; Dothideomycetes; Mycosphaerellales; Dissoconiaceae. Gene Ontology annotation, biological process: proteolysis. The record is from RefSeq and is a predicted model, not a curated record. Gene Ontology annotation, molecular function: calcium-dependent cysteine-type endopeptidase activity. The annotation marks the transcript as partial.
GCGGCCAAGUCUUACCGGCAGGCCGCGGACGAAUGCAAGGCGCGCGUCGCGGCCAUCGUGAAGGAGUGCGAGAGGCUCAAUCAGAAGUAUCAGGAUCGCUCGUUCGAUCUGGAUAAUGAUAUGGAUUGCAUGAAAGAACGGUCGCCUAAUUUGCAUUGCGAUGAAACAGAGGACAUUGAUUUCCCUCCCUGGGUGAAGCGCGUCGAGGACAUCUUUGACGACCCGCAUUUCUUCAUCGACGGGGCCAGCGCUGAAGAUGUCCACCAGGGCAACGAUGGAGAUUGCUGGUUCCUCGCCGCUCUCAUGGCCGUGACGGCCAAGAAAGAUCUCAUCAGUAAACUUUGCGUCGCCCGGGAUGAGAAAGUCGGAGUUUAUGGAUUUGUGUUCUUCCGAGACGGGGAAUGGAUCUCCGAAGUCAUCGACGACAAGCUCUACCUCCGCGUCCUCCUGCAAAAGGGCGGGGAGGCGCUCUACUUCAGCCACUGCAAGUCCAACGAGACAUGGCUGCCCCUGAUCGAGAAGGCCUACGCCAAAGCCCACGGCGACUACCGCGCGAUCGAAGGCGGCUGGGUGAGCGAGGGGAUCGAAGACCUCACCGGCGGCGUGGCGGUCGGGUUGAACCCCGAGGACAUCAUGGAUAAGGAUCGCUUCUGGAAGGAGCAGCUCAUGGAGGUUAACAAGAAAUAUCUCUUCGGCUGCAGUUCGCAUCUGGCCUUUCGCAAGGGCAUCUAUGAGACGCAUGCCUAUGUGGUGCUGCAGGCGUGGGAGGAGGGCGAUCUGAAGCUGGUGAAGAUUCGCAACCCUUGGGGCGAGAGGGAGUGGAUGGGCGAUUGGAGCGAUGGGGACAAACUCUGGACGGCGGAGAUGAUGACCAAGUUGAACCAUACUUUCGGUGACGACGGCGUCUUCUGGAUGACCUACAAGGACUUCCUCAAGCACUUCCGCGCCAUUUCCCGCACCCGCCUCUUCGACGAAUCCUGGAAGGUCGCCACACGCUGGACCAGCGUCAACGUCCCCUGGACCCCCGACUUCCUCGACACCAAAUUCCAAUUCACCUUGAGCAAGCCGGGCCCCGUCGUCAUCGUCCUCUCCCAACCCGACGACCGCUACUUCCGCGGUCUGACCGGCCGCUUCAUCCACCAACUGCAUUUCCGCCUACACGAGCAGAGCGCCUCUUCCGACGACGAGACCGACCCCGAGGCCGGAUGGAUCGUCCGCAGCAUGCACGCCUCGGGCAACAACCCGCGCAACACCCGCUCCGUCUCCGCCGAAGUCGAAGAUCUGCCCGCGGGGACCUACACCGUGCUGAUCAAAAUCACCACCCGGCGCUGGGACGACGACAACACCUUCGCCGAGACCAUCGCGGAGACGGCGCAGAAGCGCAAGGAGAAGCUGCUCGGCGUCGGCCGCCGCUUCGACUACGCGCAGAGCAAAGGGGACCGGCGCGGCGCCGAGCGUCGCGCCCGCCAGAUCAAGGCCAGCGAUGCCUUCGCCAAACACCUCCUCGCCCUGCGCCGGCAGCGCAAAAUCACCCGCGACAGCCGCGCCCGCAAGCGCAGACGCGACGAGCGGCGGAAGGCGGUCGAAGAGGCCUGGACU